AUGACACGAAGGGGAACGACGACCUCGACGGCUCCCGAUGGUGCCUCACUAGAGGCGCCAGAGCAACCUUCAUAUCCCCCCGUCGACGGUGGCCGAGAUGCAUGGUUGGUUUUAACUGCCGCCACUAUGAUGGAAAGCCUGAUUUGGGGGUUUCCUUUUGCAUUCGGCGUCUUCCAAGAAUACUAUUCGCGUCAGGAACUAUUCGCCGACUCCAUCCACCAACUCGCCACUAUCGGAACUUGCGCGACAGUUAGUUCAAUUCUAGUAGAGCUGAAAGCAGCUAGGACUGACUUGUUUUCGUCACAGGGUUUGAUGUAUCUCAGCGCCCCUAUAGUUUACAGCACGGUUCGGAAAGUUCCUCGUUAUCGCAAAGCGGUCUGCAUUGUGGGUUUCGUAGUUACGAUAGCAAGUCUCAUCGGUGCAUCAUUCGCGAGCACCUUUUCACAACUAUUGGUGCUCCAAGGCAUUCUGUACGCUCUUGGCGGCUCACUGCUCUACUUUCCAACUAUUAUUUAUAUUGAUGAAUGGUUUUCCAAACGAAAAGGAUUUGCGUGGGGCAUCAUCAUUGCAGGUGGCGGUGCCUCUGGGAUUGUGAUUCCAUUCCUGAUGGAAUGGAUACUAGAUACUUGGGGCUUCCCUACCGCAUUCCGAGUUUGGUCCGUUAUCUUUACAAUUUUGACCAUCCCAGCACUGUUUUACUUGAAGCCUCGGCUUUACAAUAACCAGUUCGACGCAGAUUCAAAUGAAAAUGCUUGGGCAUUCUUCAAAAGCCCUGCAUUCUGGAUAUUCUCAGCUGGGAACCUCGUUCAAAGCAUGGGUUACUUCAUGCCUCUUUUGUAUCUGCCAUCCUUUGCCGUAGCACAAGGCUGGCCCCGGAUGACGGGCACAAUUGCUCUUGCGUUGUGCAACGCGGCCAAUGUGGUUGGCGCCAUCACUGUUGGCUGGCUUGCCGACCACUACCACAUUACGACUGCAAUCAACUUUUGUGCUCUGGGAACAAUGUGCGCUGUGUUUCUAUUCUGGAGCUUUGCCGUGUACCAGCCUGUCGUUUACGUCUUCGCUUUCACAUAUGGGCUUUUCGCCGGAGGAGUCCCUGCAACCUGGUCUGGAUGCAGUAACCCGAUACGGCGGCACUAUCAAGUCGAAGCAGGCAUGAUUAUAUCACUAUUCACCGCUGUAAAGGGUGUAGGUUCUCUUAUUUCGGGUCCACUUAGCGGUGUUCUCGUGGCAUCGGACAGCUGGAAAGGACGGGCUGAGUUUGCCUAUGGAAGCGGAUAUGGAUAUUUGAUCAUCUUUUCGGGUAUCACGGCUUCCUUUGCAGCCACUGGAUGGGUUGGAAAGAGACUAGGAUUAGUUUAG
Molecule: messenger RNA, 1359 nt
Organism: Clonostachys rhizophaga
Lineage: Eukaryota; Fungi; Ascomycota; Sordariomycetes; Hypocreales; Bionectriaceae
Source: the annotation of a GenBank genome assembly